This is a messenger RNA of Salvia splendens (bonfire salvia), 1097 nucleotides long. RefSeq names its product 14-3-3 protein 7. The transcript is spliced from 7 exons. Lineage: Eukaryota; Viridiplantae; Streptophyta; Magnoliopsida; Lamiales; Lamiaceae. The record is from RefSeq and is a predicted model, not a curated record. The coding region runs from base 94 to 855 and encodes 253 amino acids.
UUAACACCGCCACAAAAUCGUCUCUUUCUAGAGAGAGAAGAUCGUGCAAUUCGCUUUGUCCACGCUAGAGUCUAGAGAGAGAGAGAGAGAGAAAUGGAGAAGGAGAGAGAGCAGCAAGUUUACUUGGCCAGGCUCGCUGAGCAAGCAGAGAGAUACGAUGAAAUGGUGGAAGCAAUGAAACAAGUUGCGAGAUUGGAUGUUGAACUGACUGUCGAGGAGAGGAACUUGGUUUCAGUUGGGUACAAGAAUGUUAUCGGUGCAAGAAGGGCAUCCUGGCGGAUUUUAUCUUCCAUUGAACAAAAAGAGGAAAGUAAGGGGCAUGAACAGAAUGUGAAGAGAAUAAAGAGUUACAGACAACAGGUUGAAGAUGAACUCACUAAGAUAUGCAUGGACAUACUCGCCGUGAUUGAUGACCAUCUACUUCCAUCUUCUACAACAGGAGAGUCGUCUGUUUUUUAUUACAAAAUGAAAGGAGACUAUUACCGCUAUCUAGCUGAAUUCAAGGGUACAGAUGAUCGUAAAGAGGCAGCAGACCAGUCACUCAAGGCAUACGAAGCUGCCACUAGUGCUGCUUCCACUGACCUAGCUCCUACACAUCCAAUUAGGCUUGGGUUGGCCCUUAACUUCUCUGUUUUCUACUAUGAGAUUUUGAAUUCCCCUGAGAGGGCUUGCCACCUUGCGAAACAAGCCUUUGAUGAAGCUAUAGCAGAACUCGACAGCCUCAAUGAAGAAUCCUACAAAGACAGCACUCUCAUCAUGCAGCUUCUAAGGGACAAUCUUACCUUGUGGACCUCAGAUCUUCCAGAAGAGGGAGGUGAGCAAUCCAAGGGCGACGAGAUUCAAGCAGAGAGCUAGAGCUUGGAAACGUGGUGCAAAAAAAGAAACGUUGUGGAAAUGGCUAAGACCUCAUGAUUGUUAACUUGUUUUAAAAUGGCAAGACACUAAACUACUUGCGAUCAUGAUUUUUCUUGUAUAAGUUCCUACUGCCAUUUUUCUCCUUAAUUUCAACUCAGCAUUAUUACAAGAUAUUAAAUCUUGAAACAACCAAUUUGAUUGAAAAAUGUAGCAUGAACUGGAUUCAGUUCGAUUUCUUACUA